Molecule: messenger RNA, 703 nt
Organism: Glycine soja
Lineage: Eukaryota; Viridiplantae; Streptophyta; Magnoliopsida; Fabales; Fabaceae
Product: 30S ribosomal protein S16-1, chloroplastic-like
Exons: 4
Coding region: 64-435 (123 amino acids)
Biological process (GO): mitochondrial translation
Cellular component (GO): small ribosomal subunit; ribosome
Molecular function (GO): structural constituent of ribosome
Source: RefSeq, a predicted model, not a curated record
CCUUCUUUUUCACCCCAAACUCUUUGUAUUGUUGUGAAUGUUUGAGUGCAGAAGGUAUAAAAAAUGGUGGUGAAGAUUCGAUUGGCAAGGCUCGGGUGCAGGAACCACCCAUUCUAUCGCGUGGUUGUUACUGAUAGCAAAACAACAAGAGAUGGCAAGCAACUUGAAGUUUUAGGUUUCUACAAUCCCGUCGCAGGCAAGGAUGAUGAGAAAAGAAUGAGUCUCAAACUGGAAAGAGUCAAGUAUUGGCUUUCUGUCGGAGCUAAGCCUUCAGAGCCUGUUGAGCAUCUUCUGUUUCGAGCAGGUUUAGGACAAUCUCAUCAAUUCCCUGUUGCUGCUCUAAAUGGACAUUUCCUCAACCAAGACCAACCAACCAAUGCUGAUCACAAUGGUGUAUCUCCAGAAGCUAUAUUUUCUAUUGGCCUACAAGUUUGAAGAGAAUAGCUACCAUACAUUUGGAGAAGGUGGGUGGUGUUGUGAUCAAUUUUUUGCACCCUGUUCAAUACCACCUAGAAACAAAUUGAUAGGUUAUCUUGCUGUCUAGAAACUGGUUAGAUUUGUUUCCUGGGAAGAUGUUAUCACAGUAGCAAAAGUAGCUUCAUUUGAUUUUGGCUUAUGUAUGCAUUUCUGACAUUGUUGUCAACACACCAGUUGGUUUUUAUGCUUAUGCAAUUUUUCUUGAUUCUGACAAUUUAUUUUGAAA